AUCUCCUAGCCAUACACGGGCACACCUCGCUCGUCACCAAAGCGCAUGCUCCUCUCCAGGACAGAGCGGCAAAGGAAAGGAGGAUAAAAAGGAGAGCUGUAUGGGACAAAAGAAGAAGGCCUAGAAAAGCACAGCGAGCAGGCAGCUCGAGGCAGCACCCGCGCUGGUAGUACAAAAGCCAAGGUACAAUUUCGCAAGCUCGAGCUAGCCGCUUCCACUAGGCCAUUUCCCACCUAGGUUCUGGAGCUCUUGGGCUAAGGUGGUAGCUAUUAUUUGGACUCUUGGAGCCUUUGAAUCAGCUCGCCUAGAACAAGUCCUAUGGAAGACUCCAAAACAAGAGAAACCCUUCCUCGGCUGCUAGAUCUUAUCCCUGAUGAGAAAGAAUGGAAAGAGAGGGAAGCACAAGGCCCAGGGAGAUCAAGAAACACAGGCUUUGGGGAUGAUGAGGACAAGAAUCUAGAGCUAAAACUCGGCCUUCCAGGUCUCAUAGAAGAAAAGAUAACAGCAGUGCCAAGAGAUAAAGGGAUACUGCAAGAGAGCCCGGUUCUCUCUCUUGGUUACUUCCCUAAUCCCUCCAAGUCUACGAUCAACACUACGACAACUGGGACAAAGAGAGGAUUCUUAGACACUGUUGAGGCCAAAGCAGAAGGUUGUAACGAGCAGAAGCAGCAGGUUAGAGCGGGAUGUGCGAACGAACUAGCACUGGAGGAAAAGAUAGCAGCCGCAGGUGAGAGAAAGAAAGGAUGCUGUCCACCACCACCAUCGCAUGCCCCUCCUGCUGCAUCUGUGCGCAACAGCGGCAACAGAACACAGGCCCAGGGAAGAGGGGCUUCAGCUCCGGUGGUAGGCUGGCCUCCAAUCCGAUCCUUCAGGAGAAACCUUGCUAAUAGCAGUUCAUCCAAACAAACCCCUGAACCGCCAAAUGGUGAAACGAGCGUGAAGACAAAACUCACCAGCAAGAAGAAUCCUCUCGUAAAAAUCAACAUGGAUGGGAUCCCCAUUGGAAGGAAAGUAGACCUUGCAGCCUAUGACAGUUACGAGAAGCUAUCAGUAGCUGUCAAAGAGCUUUUCCAUGGUUUUCUUGAAGCUCAAAAGGAUAUAUCUGGUGCUGAAAGUGCAUGGCAUGGAGCAGAUGAAAAAAUAUUUUCUCAAUUAUUGGAUGGAUCUGGUGAAUAUACUCUAGCUUACGAAGACAAUGAAGGAGACAUGAUGCUGGUUAGGGACGUGCCAUGGAACGCAUUCAUCUCAACUGCUAAAAGGUUGAGGGUUCUGAGGAGCUCAGAACUUUCCCAUGGCCUGCUACAAGUUCAAUUACCCAAAGCUGAGACUGAGGCUGUGAUGCAUUUUGCUUGUUCCAGAUUGGAGCUGCCCUUAGAAGAGUAGCAAAUUGCUGAGAUUGUGACAGAUCUUCAAUCAAUUAGAAUGAGUUAAAACUAAAGCUGGUUCAUUCGCCUUUCGGGAUGACACCUGUUUUUUUGCCUGUAGAGAUUAAUCUAAUGAGAUGAACUAGCAUAUUUCGGAUGCGUGGAAAUACGCAGGCUAUUUUGUAAAUUAGGCUACCAUGUACUUUAAUGCCGUAGGUAAGGUGGUAAGAGCAAUUCUAAGUGGUUUGAGCAUUGGGCUUUUGGGAGAGAGUCGCAUAUGUAGACUCAAGACUCACCCCUGUAAAAUUCCUUGCUGUGUGAUAAACUAGUAUUCAGCCCCGCUGUGACCCGAAA
Phragmites australis (common reed) is the source of this 1718-nucleotide messenger RNA. Its product is annotated as auxin-responsive protein IAA6-like. Gene Ontology annotation, cellular component: nucleus. Gene Ontology annotation, molecular function: protein binding. Gene Ontology annotation, biological process: regulation of DNA-templated transcription. Bases 319 to 1383 code for a protein of 354 amino acids. The record is from RefSeq and is a predicted model, not a curated record. Lineage: Eukaryota; Viridiplantae; Streptophyta; Magnoliopsida; Poales; Poaceae. The transcript is spliced from 7 exons.